AUGGUAAUUCUCAAAAAUCGCAACGCCCUUAGUGAAAUUUUCCAAAAUACAAGUCUAUACCAAAGUUUCCACACAAAUAGCAAGCCACGGCAGAUAUCCCCACUUUUACAGAUAACCAAUGUCCUCCCCACAGUCCCCCCCUCGACCCUCGCGCCGUCCAUUCAGAAAUCCCCGUUUUCUGUGGAGGGUCCGUUGACUCCUCGCCGAUCGUCAAUGUUUGUAAACACCGCGAUGGAGGAAGGGGAGAUCGCUGCGCCGGCCGAACCUGCCAGGAGAAAGGCUGCUACCACUGCGUCGCUCAAUAUCAGCAAGAAAAAUGCCACUCGGUUGAAGAGAGUAUCAUCCAUAUUGAGAAAAAAACAUGACAGUCUCACUCCAGAAGAGAGACGAAUUCUUGAAGAGAAUUCUGAAUUAGUUGAACAGUUUUAUAAAAGGCGAGAGAGACGGGCAGUUUGGCAAUCUCGGAAAACAGAACAGGAAGAUUCACCAGAGUUGUUGGAAGCCAAGUGCGAACAACUUGCACAGGCUAUCCAUGAUGCUGAAUUCCUGGUUGUGUACACUGGGGCUGGCAUCUCAACUGCUGCUUCUAUACCAGACUACAGAGGCCCAAAUGGAAUUUGGACAAUGCUGCAAAAGGGGUUAGACAUUGGGCACCAUGACCUCUCUGCAGCUGAGCCUACUCUAACACACAUGGCACUUUCUGCACUUUAUCACCAAAACAUUGUGAGACAUGUAGUUUCCCAAAACUGUGAUGGCCUCCACCUCCGCUCUGGCCUUCCCAAGACAGCAAUGUCUGAAGUCCACGGCAACAUGUAUAUUGAGGUUUGCAAGCACUGUGUUCCAGCACGGGAGUAUGUAAGAACUUUUGAUGUCACUGAGAGAACUUCCAUCUAUAAACACACUACAGGGCGCCGCUGUUAUAGAUGUGGUGAGCCUUUGAUAGAUACAAUUGUACAUUUUGGGGAGAGGGGGAAACUGCGAUGGCCUCUCAAUUGGCAAGGAGCAUGUCAGGCAGCCAAUGCCUGUGAUACAAUUCUCUGCUUGGGAUCAAGUUUAAAGGUUCUGAAAAAGUACCCAUGGCUUUGGCAAAUGGAUCGACCACCCAAAAAACGACCACAACUUUAUAUUGUCAACCUACAGUGGACCCCAAAGGAUAAGGAUGCAACUCUCAAGAUUAACGGAAAAUGUGAUGUUGUGAUGGCUUUAGUAAUGAAGGCCAUGGGGUAUGAACUCCCCUACUAUUGUAGGGCAAGUGACCCGAUUUUUCAUCUGUCGACCCCUCUUCAUCCUGGGGAAUACUCUACCACAACGCGGCCCCACCUCCAACCACCAAUGGAAGAUGAGGAAGAACCUGCUGCCAUGAAGGAGGAGGAGGAAGGCUCUGCCUCUGAUGUGAGAUGGAAAAAGGAUGGUGCGGACAAAUCAAAGAAAAGGAGAACUCGAGCGGAGGCUGAUGGGUACUUAGGUGACAAUGAAAUAAAAAAUGACAUUAAAAGUGAGAAUGAGAGCAAAUGUGAUAUCAAGACAGUGAAUGGCCUAACUUCUACUUGGGAUAUAAAAGCUGCUCACCUGAGUGAAAGUGAAGGUUCACUGCUACAAGAAAAGUUUAAAUGCAAUUCAUUUCUCCUUUGUGAUGACAGUCUUAUUAAAAGAGAAGAUGACAUGAAGCAAAAAAUUAAAGAUGAAGAAGACACUAGUGAAGAGAAAGUUUGGGUUGAGGAUACAAAUAGUGAGUGCAGUCAGUUUGUUAGGGAGAAUUCCUUAAUCAAUAGGUCUUUGGAGGAGGAGGAGGAGUUCAAAGGUGAUCCAAUGGAAGAAGAUGAAAUAAAAAAUGAGUCCAUGGAAGAAGAACCAAAGAGCGAGCCUUUGGAGGAAGAGGAAGAAGAGGAUGAGGAUACCAGAAAUGAGCCAUCAGAUGAAGAGGAAGUGAAAAGUGAACCUUUAGAAGAGGAUCUAAAAAGUGAUGGCUUAGAGAGUGAUGAAGAGUCUCAACUGUCAGAUGUGGAAUCUUGUACUUGGAUGAGUGAAAACCUGAGUGAAAAUUUUCUGAACACAAAUGUGAAUUCCCUGAAAAGUAGUGAAAGUUCAUGCUCAGAGUCUGAUCUAAGUGAGAAAGCAGACUGUGAGAAAGGAAAUGACAGUGACUCACCAGUGAGGAAAUGCAAUAACAUAGAUUAUUUCAAACUAGCCUAUUCAUCAACCAAUGUUAAGAUGGCUAAGCACGGGCAGGCUCUCUUAAAACAGAAUGAUUUCUAUGGCACAGGUCUUUGUAUCAGGUCCUUAGGGGAAAGUCCAGUGAGCAGUGGAAAAGAAAUGCGGGCAAAAAGUGCAAGUAAUGGGAUGAGAACAAAUGUAUAUUUCAAUGCUAAGGAAAUGUCUGUCAGUAAACAGUGCCAAGAAAGGGUGGCAGAUCAGUGUAGCAAUACUGAGCAACUUGUUGAUACUGUAGAGAGGGAUAGUGCAAACACCUACCUAAACCCUGCCUCAGCAACUGAUUCUAAAACGUCUAGUCUUCCUAACUGCCAUGAUUCUCCUUCCAUAUUAUCCAUGUGUUCAAGUGACAGUAGUGAUAAGGUAAUGGUUCCUAAUUCCCUGGUAGAAACAGAAGAAAGUGACUUAGUGGUUCAAAGAGAAGUUUUAACUUCCGGCAGUUUAAAGGAAAACCUUGACUUUCAGCUGAAACAGACAUAUGACAGAGAGCUUUCACUAGUUGUUCCUCAAUUUCACAGCAGUGUAUUACCUGUAGAGAAAGAUUGUGUUGUUAAGUCAGAAGAGGUUUGUGUAAAUGCUCAUUCUGCUGAAAAUAUGAAUCCAGCUGUCUCUAAUUCCUCAACUGAUGAAUAUAGUCAAAAUGGCUCAAUAGUGGCUGAUGGCAGUUUUUUACUUAGAACACAUAUUGUUGAUGGGAUAAUCAGGACAGCCUGUGUUGAAACACUUGUAGAAAAUGAAUCUGAAUGUAAAGAGGAAAUCCCAGAGGCUUGUGAUGCCUCUCAAGAGUCAUUUCCUAGAACUUGUGAGGGUCAAACUCAAUUACAGAACAGUACAGAUGCAAAAUAUUCAGUUGAAUCCUCUGAGAGUGAGGAGCUGAAGUCCAUAUGGUAUCAAAGCUUCUGUGGAACUAGUAGUAAUAAUAUAAUGGGUACUACCAAAAAGGAAGAAAGAAAAGGCACUAAUAAAUGCAAUCAUCAGAGUUCAGAAAAAUCAAGUUCUGUAAUUCUCAAAAAUAUAUGUACAGAAGCAUUGAAUGAUAGUGUUACUAGGCAAAAAGGAGCUGCCAAGAGAAAAUUUACAGGGUGUGAUAAUGAUGAUGUUAAGUACAUUUGGUUUUGGGGAUUUGAUAGUAACUCAGAGGUUAAGGAGAAAGAUGCUAUUGGAAAUGUUCCAGACAGAAGCAAUAAAGCACAGGAUACGAAUUCUUCACCUGAGGUUGAUGUUGAAGGAUUUGAUAGUGGUGACAGUCUUCCUGUUGGAAGAGUGACAAGGAGCAGAACUAGAGCAUCUUGUGACUCAAAAGUGGAACCAGAACCUGAUGUUUUCAAGUGUCACUGUAAUGGUAGCAAUCCAGAACUCUGCAAGCUGGCUAAGCUAAAACCUGCCAAAGUCAAGUGUGAUGAAGUGCAGAAAGCAAGAGACAUUAUAAAUAGGAGACGGACCUGCAAUUACCGUAGGUUUGAACCUGUUUUUGAGAAAAAUCUUGAGAGUUUGACAUAUGAAAGAGCUAAGACAAAAAGAAAAUCCAAAUUUGAGCAGGUGCAGAAUAAUGAGGAUUAUGAGGAAGAGGAAGACUUCGAAGAGCAAGAGAAUGAAAUGAAAGAAGAGGCUGAUCCAAAAAUGAGUGAUGGUGAAGAGUUCAGAGAGAAAGAUGAGAAAGAAGAGAAGAAAAUUACACCAGGCUGGUAUGGAAAAGGACUAAGGAAAAGUAUGAAGAAAAAGACAAGAGUGUAAACUUACAUACGAGACUCGGAAAUAUAAAUUUCAUUGACUUUUUAUGUCAUUUGCUGGAAAACUAGUGUGGUAUAUCUUAACAAUGCUUAAGGUCGCCUUUUUAUUUAGGAACUAGUAAUAUUAGAGUAUUCAAAAGUUGAGGCUGGUCACUUGUAGUACCUGAUGGGUGUGACAUGGAAGGUGGAAAUCUUUGUCAAGUUGAUUUAUGUUUAAGUUUGUACUUAUGUGAAGAUUGAAGAGACAAGUGAUAGUAUAUACUUCUAUAUCAUUAAAGUCACAAGAGCAGUUUUUUUUGAGAAGUCACCAGGGAGUGACAAGAUUUAAUGUGAUUUAGCUAAGGUGUCUGAUGUCUUUGGAGUCUAAGCUGUCCUGAAUGAAACAAGAAUACAAAAUAUCCUAUCAUAAAUUUUUAAGCUCAAU
This is a messenger RNA of Penaeus chinensis, 4365 nucleotides long. RefSeq lists its product as uncharacterized. Gene Ontology annotation, molecular function: NAD+ binding. Bases 1 to 3945 code for a protein of 1314 amino acids. Lineage: Eukaryota; Metazoa; Arthropoda; Malacostraca; Decapoda; Penaeidae. The transcript is spliced from 11 exons. The record is from RefSeq and is a predicted model, not a curated record.